Colias croceus (clouded yellow) is the source of this 8007-nucleotide messenger RNA. It is a transcript of the gene babo, whose product is annotated as TGF-beta receptor type-1. The transcript is spliced from 9 exons. Gene Ontology annotation, molecular function: activin binding; activin receptor activity, type I; ATP binding. The coding region runs from base 247 to 1794 and encodes 515 amino acids. The record is from RefSeq and is a predicted model, not a curated record. Gene Ontology annotation, biological process: cellular response to growth factor stimulus; protein phosphorylation; activin receptor signaling pathway. Gene Ontology annotation, cellular component: activin receptor complex; plasma membrane. NCBI's taxonomy places the organism in Eukaryota, Metazoa, Arthropoda, Insecta, Lepidoptera, Pieridae.
UCACGCGAAGUUAUUUAUCUAUCUACCGGAGGAGCUUUAUUUUACAAUAUUACAUUGAUUUUCUAUUGUCUGUUUUAUUGAUAGAACUUUUGUUCAUGUAUUCAAUUCUAAAAUAAAGCAAUAAUUAAUUCAUUAGUUGGUUAAGUAAACUACCACAAAAUGUUAGUUGCUUCUUUUGGAAUAUACCAAUGGCCGUAUAGUUUUAGUGUUAUUGAGUGUUUGUCUGUGCGGGAACUAUAAAUCGAAAUGUUUCUAUUCAAGAAUGUGAUUAUGGACACUUUACAUUGGAGAAAAUGGUUUCUUUUUCUAGUCAUAGCCUUAAGUCGAAGGCUAGAUUUGGUAAAUGGCUUGAAGUGUUACUGCAAUAUUGAAAGUUCCAGCUGCCCCAAUUCAACAUGUGAAACAGAUGGUUUUUGCUAUGCUUCUACAACAAUUGACAAUGGGGUGCAAAAGUACACCUACCAUUGUAUCGAGCUGAAAGCUUUGAUACCCAUCGAGCACCCGUUCAGUUGCUCCACUACGAGAACUCGAAACGAAUCGGUGGUGAUAGAGUGUUGUAAGUCACAUGAUAUGUGCAAUCGGGAGCUGCGCCUGGAGAUUCAGUCGAAGCCGCCAGGUAGGAGCCGCGCGGAAGCGACGGGCUCGUCAGCAACGGCAUGGCAAGUAGUGCCUUGGAUUAUGGGUUUGAUGGUGCUGGGAGUAUGCGCAGCGAUCAGUAUUUGGUUGAUCAAGAGGCCUGGCCGGAAGGGCCACUCCCUACCGCCAUACGCACCGGAGGACUCUCUCUGCGAAACCCGACAUCCUAUGAUCAAGACGACGAUUCGUGAUAUGAUCGAACUUACUACCUCUGGAUCGGGGUCUGGAUUGCCGUUGUUAGUUCAACGUUCCAUUGCAAGGCAGAUUCAGCUGAUGGAUAUCAUUGGUAAAGGCCGUUUCGGUGAAGUGUGGCGCGGUCGAUGGCGUGGCGAGAACGUUGCCGUGAAAAUAUUCUCCUCUCGCGAAGAGUGCUCUUGGUUCCGCGAAGCAGAAAUAUAUCAAACGGUCAUGUUGCGUCAUGAAAAUAUAUUGGGUUUCAUCGCUGCUGAUAAUAAAGAUAACGGUACCUGGACACAGCUAUGGCUAAUCACCGACUACCAUGAGAAUGGAUCUCUCUUCGACUUCUUGACCACUCGCACUAUUGACUCCAAUACGCUCGUCACUAUGGCGUUGUCCAUUGCUACUGGCCUGGCUCAUUUACAUAUGGAUAUUGUGGGCACUAAAGGUAAACCAGCGAUCGCUCAUCGCGAUCUGAAGUCGAAGAAUAUUCUUGUGAAGAGCAAUUUGACUUGCGUUAUUGGUGAUUUGGGUUUGGCGGUGCGACAUAACGUGGCGAGUGAUUCCGUCGAUGUGCCUUCUACUAACCGUGUCGGUACAAAGCGAUACAUGGCGCCCGAGGUGUUGGACGAAAGCAUGGAUUCGAGGCAAUUUGAUCCCUACAAGCGUUCGGAUGUGUAUUCGUUUGGGUUGGUCUUGUGGGAGAUGGCCCGUCGGUGCGGGAGUAUGCCUGAUGAGUACCAGCCCCCGUACUAUGACUGUGUGCCGCCGGACCCGGCUCUGGAGGACAUGAGACGGGUCGUUUGCACCGAGAAGAGACGGCCCAAUGUGCCCAAUAGAUGGCACUCGGAUCCGGUGCUAUCGGCUAUAUCGAAAGUGAUGAAGGAGUGUUGGUACCAGAACCCGGCGGCUCGGCUAACGGCGCUGCGGAUAAAGAAGACGCUCGCCAAUAUCGGCACGGCGGAUCAGAUUAAAUUGUAAAAUGUGAUUUAAGCCAAGUUUCCAAGUCUUCUGUCCCUUUCUAUUGCUAAGGAACUCCCUACGUUAAAACGGGACAAAUGUAGUUUUCGCACACUACACUCGCGACAUUUCUAAGCGAUAGAAAGAGAUGGAAAAUUUCGAAUUCAGUCCGUAAAUGGGGCUUGGCUCUUAGGCCCUUAGUGAGGAGAGUUCUUCGCCUUUUUUGAUAAACUCUAAAGUGGUUCAUUAUGUGGAUUAUUAUACAUGUUUAACUUUGCCUCGAAGGAAACUCUCCUCUUGUAAACCGGCCUCAGGUUGGGAAUAUAUUUUGUGGCCGUUUUUGUGACCGUCCGCCGGAUCGAAUUGGAUUAUUUUUACUCAGAUUUAUCAUUUACGCUUUUUUUAGCACGCAUUAAGCAUUGAUUUAUUUUUUUAUAAUUAAGAACGUCUUAGAUUGUAAUCGCUUUGACUUUGUAUUAAGAAAAUUUUUAUUUUUGAUCAUUAUUUUUUCUUGAAGAUCUUAUUUUUGUGUUAUUAUUAUUUUUAUAAAUUAUAAUAUACUUAUUAGAUAACGUUCCGACAAAUAUUGUAGAGAAUCGGAUUCGGACCGGAUAGGUAGUUUUAUUUGAUUUAUAUUCCCAGCCUCAGUACCUUCAAUAAUACUAGCCAUUAUUUAUGUAUCUUUUUCUAGACAUUCUAAGCAAUAUAUUGUAGUAGAGUUUUAGUGGCUUUUGCUUAGUGUAGUUCACGGCUAGAAGCGUAGUUGGCAAUUUACUAAUUUGACAUUUAAUGACUGUAAAUCAUAUUUAAAUUACAGCUAGUACGAUUCUUCUACGAGCCUUACCUGUAGUUAUAUAUUUGCUAUUGUACGAACGUCUCUUUUGCUUUUGGCGCGAACGCGAAAGCUAGGUUUUUAGUGCUUAAGUAUUUGUAAAUAAAAUGAUAGGUGCUUUUGUUGAUAUUGGUUUUACAAUUUUUAAUAUUGUUAAAUUAUGAUGAUGGUUACAAUGUAUUAUUGGAGGUGACUUAAAUGGAAUAAUUAGCCGCGAACGCGGAGUCCACGCUGCCACACUAAUAAAAAUAAUAAAAGUAGUUAAAUACUAUAUCAAAGCAGUUAUUAGACGAAAAUUAAUAUACUCACUCACACGAAGUUAGAGUUAUCAAUUACUAACAGGGUAUAUUGUAAGGUAAAAUCUACGUUGCAACAUAAAAAGUUCAAAUGUUAACAAGAGUUGUGAUAAGUUACUUGAUAGAAAUUGUUAGUGUUUCGAUGAUAACAUUUAAAUGAGUAUGUAAGCGGGAAGCGUGGGCUCGGCGCGAGCUCGAGUGGUCCGCCUAGUCUUCUCUCCUGAUCCUACCUCUUAGAUUAUAAUCGACUAAUGUUGGGCUCCCGUUUGAUGUCAAUGCUUUCCUCGUACACUGGUGCAUAUUUUGCGAACUAUAAUCUUUUCUUUUUGCUCUGUUUCCUCGUACACAUUUUGCAAAGUUUUGUAGUUUAAGUUUAAAGUUUUGUAACAACUCGUAUAAUGGUAUACAUCUAGCCAUGUUUUGUAACAACUCGUAAAAUGGUAUAAAUUUUGCAAAGUUUUGUAGAAACUCGUAAAAUGGUAUAAAUUUUGCAAAAUUUUGUAAAAACUCGUAAAAUGGUAUACAUCUAGUGACGUUUUGUAACAACUCGUAUAAUGGUAUACAUUUAGCGACGUUUUGUAACAGCUCGUAUAAUGGUAUACAUCUAGCGACGUUUUGUAACAGCUCGUAUAAUGGUAUACAUCUAGUGACGUUUUGUAACAACUCGUAUAAUGGUAUACAUCUAGCGACGUUUUGUAACAACUCGUAUAAUGGUAUACAUCUAGCGACGUUUUGUAACAACUCGUAUAAUGGUAUACAUCUAGCGACGUUUUGUAACAACUCGUGCAAUGAUAAACAUUUUGCCAAGUUUUAUAACAACAGUUUGUCUGAGUAAUUUUUAAAUUUCACUUUACCUACAACAAUAACGGUAUUUUUUAAAUUUUCCUUUCAAUAAAUUACAAAUAAGUGUAAUCGAUAAUAAUGUUCUGUUUCUCUGUGACGAAGAGCUCACAUCGAACGGGCCCAAAGGAGCAUUUAUUGUACUAACAUGUUAUAUUAUGGACUUUGAGUUGUAGUGAUAUUUUUCGUUACCAAGUAUGUAGUUAUUAAAGUUUUGUUGAGGGCCCCUGAUUCCGUUUAUUUAUAUUAUUAUAGCGCAUAAUUAUAUAAAAGUGUGGUUAUUAAAUUACGUAACAUCUGUUAUAAACAAUAUUCUGUGAUAGACGGUAAAUCGCAGCUAUCGGAUUAAGUUGACUAUUUAUUUGCAUAUAGGUACGUAUUAUUUAAUAAGUUUAUAUUAUGUAUCUUGAUCGUCUAUUGAACUAAAAUAAUAUAUAUUGCACAUAGUUGUUUUGGCCCUGUAUAUUUAUAAAUAAGAUUUAUUAAUUAGCGUUGUUCCAUAAGUAACGAUUUUGUGGUGUACAUAUUUUACAAUUUGUUACGAUUUUUACUUUUCACUAACAUUAGUGGCUAAGUACGAAUAGUUAUAUCGCUAUGUUCGAAUAUGUUCGCUAGGAGCGUUGCACGAAUCGAGUUUCAUUUAAAUAACAUAAUUAUAAAGAGAUAUUUAAUUGAUUAGUAUCGUAAUUUAUUUAUAAGGUGAAAUUGAAUUCACUAAAUCGAUGUUCGUCACGUAAUUGGUACUAAGCAGUUCUCUGUAUUUAGAAUAAGUCGAUAGGCGUAGGCCUCGAGAAGAGUUCUUGUACCUUUUUUAUUGUUAAUUUAUGAUAUCUUUUUGGAAAAUCGCUUGAAAUUGUUCAAAUUUUAUAAAUACGUAAGCAGUCAUGGAUUUACGAAGGAAAUUACGUUUUAUAAAAAAAAUAAGUAAACAGUGAUGAGUUUACGAAGGAAAAUACAGUGGUGUUAAUGAGUUUUUUGGAUUAAUGCUAUUGUUUAUUAUGCUUUAUUAAACUAACUGGUGGGCUGAUUAACGAAAUAAUUAAUUCAGGAAACAAAAUAAUGUAUAUAAUAUGAUAUAUCUUCUAUUAUAUAAAAAUAAAUCCCUAUUUUCUCUGGUCAUGGCUUCACGUGUGAACAGCUGAACCGAUUUUUGUAAUUCUUUUUUUUAUUUAUGUUAUAUGUAUGUUUUAGCAGUAGCAUCUUCCUUGUGCUAAAAAUAAUAAAAAAUUGAAACCAUCAUGGCUAUUUAAAUGUGUUUGUCAAUUCGCGCGAAGAAAGGAAGGUCUGUCGGUCAGCCAGUUUAAAAUAAUAUUUAGUUAAAGAUAUGGAUAAUUUACAUUCCAACCUGUACUUAACUUUGAAAAGUUUUAAAUUAUUAUAUCCUUUCAGACCUUCUCAGAUUAACCUGAAAAGCAUUAUAAUUAACCAUGAUUAAUGUUAAUUAAAGAGUAGGUACUUACUUCAAAUAACAAUAUUAAUCAAUUUCUUUCGUGAAGUCAUGAAUGACUUUUAACGUAAAUUAAAUAACAAUAUGGUGUGUAGAACUAAGCAAAAGAAGUAAAAUUAUAAAUGGCAUCUAUUGUAUUUGACUUUAUAAUAAUUUGGGCGUGGUCUCCUUGAGACGUGGUUUAAAAAUAUUCGGAGUUUGUAUAUAAGGAGAUAUAAGUACCUAUAUUUAUAAGAGUAAAUUUUAAUCGUUUAGAUUUCAUACAUUUCGAGUAACUAGGAUUACUUAAGGGAUAAUAAGCGAGUCAAAGUAAACCUCGUUUUACAAUAUUCUUUAUAUUUUCACAUGUAUAAUUUAAAUGCACAUUGACAUAGAAUUUACGUUAUAUAGUUAUUUCCGCUGGCAUUGAAUUACUCUUCCGUGUAAUCAGUAGGGCAUUACCAUCCAAGUCUGUAUCCAUACUGAUGUUUUAAAGUUAUACUGUAUUAGUCUGAUACGUUAUAUAUAUUAUUGUGAAUUUGUACGUAAUUUAUGUUUUCAUUAUUUUUCUUUUACUAUAAUAUCUAUCAUAUUGUUUUUAAUUUAUAACUGAUUUUUGUUAAUUUCCUUUCAUAUUUGCAUAUUUUAUUUGCAAAUAGGUGUGUAUAUAUUUUCUCUAAAUAGGAACAUAAUUCAUACAAGAUAUUUUACUAAACCUGUAUAACUAGUAUAUCAAUGUUCCAUACUUAUACAUACAUAUAAACAAUAAUAGACUGAAGUAUAUUUUAGAAUGUUCAACUACAGUUAAUAAACCGACGCCAACAAAGGGCAUCCAUCAGCAGCAAAUAUAAACAAGACAAUAGUAAAUUAUAAUAAUAUUUAAAAACACUAAAAUCUGAUACUAUUUAUUAGUAAAUAAUAAUUAUGGAAGUAUUGCUGUAUGUACAAUAACAGAUGCUCUUUGGUGGCGUCGUGCGUGUGUCAACCGUGUUUUAUAUAAAUUUGUAUUUACAAUAUCCCUACUGAUGAUAAUCUCGCUUAGUGAUGUAUCCUCGCUGAAAUAUAUUAACAAAUCUUCCAAAUAAAGACUGUCAAAUAUACAGACAAGGAAAAAUAUUUAAAUUGGAAAUGUUUUAUAGAUACACGCUUAAUAUAGCGCUUAAUUUAAUAUUUAAUAUUUUUAUAAUGAAGUUAAGAAAUGUACCUAAAUUUUAUAACUUAAAAUUCUACCUGAUGAUAAAGCAAUAGGACACCGUGUGUCCAUUUCAGACUUGAAUUCAUAGUCUUACAUUAAAUAUACAAAUAUUUUUAUCAUAUUUUUAGUACUAGUGUAGGCUGUAGUAUUUAUAAUCAGUACCUACAAUGUUACUUGCUUUCAAGACAAUCAUUGAUUAAAUAUCCUACUUACGAUAUUACGACUAUAUAUUUUUACACGUUCGUUCACUAGUUGUAUUUAUUUAAAAAUCUUGGAAAAAUUAACGCAUUGGAUGUCAAUGCGAUAUUCGAAAAGGUAACUUUUUUAAUACGUUCAUAAUCCGAACCUUGAAGAUCCGGUACUGUAAGAUUAAAAUUUAAGUCCUCGUCUAUGGAUAAUGGAAAACAUAAUAUCAAUGGUCGUAACCAGUUAUAAAUUAUUUCAGUACCUACCAAUAAAUUUGUACUGUUCAAUUAUCAAAAAUAUCUAAAAAUGUUCGAUCACAUACUGUUUGAAAACGUAGAAACCGGACUUGCAUUUUGGGAAUCUUUCGUUCUAGUCUGAUUAAAAUCACAGUCUCUUUGUAAUGUACUAACUAGUAAGAUUCUAUUGGAAGGAGCGGUUAUGUUCAUUAUAAUUUUUAUAAAUAAUACAGUCGGCGAAGUGUUUGGGAUUUGUUGAAACAUUGCAUUGUUUGUUGAUACAUCAUUUAUAAUAGUAUCGAUGUUGUAAAUUAAGAAAUUCAAAAAUGGUCAGCAAAAAUAAAUACUGUUGUAAUAUAUCUUACUUGAAUGUAAACUAACUAACUAACGUAACGUCGACUGUGCUUUAUUUAUUUAAGACAAAUUUUUAUUGUUAAGUACGUAAGUACCUAAAAAAUCUAAAUAGAUUCGAAAGAAAAUCACGUUCUAAAUAUCUAAUACCGUAAUAUUAUGUUUACGUGAUUAUUGCUUUUCUUUUAUAACUAAUGUGCGUACUCCAUUAUCGAGGAUAAGGUAAUAAUAUCAUUGCCAAUUUCUAACAACAUUCAACUAUUCAACAACAUUCUUAAACACAAUUUGCCAUUAAGGCAGUAGCGACUUUGGACUAGAUUAAACACGUGUUCUUUUAUUAAAUUAAUAUUAGGUAGGUAUGUACCUAAGUUGUUUUUUCUAAAAUCGGAUUUUAUGAUUUUAGUAUAUUUAUAGGUAAGGAUUUAUAAAACUUAAGCAAUUAUUUCAUACCUAAGCUUAAAAGAGACCAUUUAAAUGCUUUUUUUUAAUUUAAUGUGACGAUAUUUUUGUAUCAUUUCUGCUUUUGCUUCUUUAUGUCAAACACUCGAAAAAUAAGUUAAUAUUAAGUAAGAUUUAAUGAGAAGAUAUAUUUUAAAACACAGUAAGAUUGCGAUCGUGGUUCAGUAAAGCAUUGAAUUGUUACAAAAUACAUUUUGAUUGCAUCUGACGAGCAAUACCGAGAAAGUACAACACACCAGCAAUAAAUAUGUAUGGACAAAUUUUGCAUCAUAUCACAUGUUCAUAUGAAUCCAUUGAUUCCAGAUGAGUGAUACUAUAAUCUGUACAUAAUAUUAUUUAAUAUCCCUUUUAUGUAAGUUUUAUUAAUUGUUUAUGGAGUGGUUUUAAUUUAAUAGAACAAGUGUUUUUAUAAA